GUUUUCAUGUUUCAUGUUUCUUUCGUGUUCGCUCUUUUAUCCUUUUAGUUCUUCCAGGCAGAGGAACCCGACAGAAUCCUUCAAAGAACUCAUCAAUCACGAGCUUUGACUUUGGCGAUUAUAUCAGCAAUAGCGAGAUUCGCGGCUUGUGCAUGUAUACUUCUGACGGACUGUCAUGCCGUCUGACGAGUUUCCCAGCCUAUCUCAAACAAGCAGGCACGGUGAUUCCGGUGAUGAGUGUAUGUGCAUGUGCGUUAUCCAUUCCCCACUCCCCACCCCCACGCUUCCUUGACCGUUCCUCCUGUUCCUUUCCUCCUACACUUCCAAUUUUGAACCUGAACGUGAUCCGAUGAUCGGCUUCUUCUAGUUGACUUCCAACUUUCAACUUCAUCUUCCUCUCAAGCCUUGUACCUUUUCAAAAUGGCAACUGCGCGGCUAAAGGAUAUCCGCCUGAGCGGUGACUGGUGUUUGUCUAUCUCAGGGCGCACAUUCCUUUGAGGAUACACUUUUAGUCCAGCAACCAGCAAUCAGCAGGCACUACCUAGCCCGAAAGGUGGCUUUACUGAUGAAGAGUCCGGAUUGCUCCAUUCUUUCAUGAGUAGAAGGUGAUGCCGGAUGGACGAUCAAGCGUGCGGCACCCUUGAAAAGCAUGUCGUCAAUUGAAGAAAUUUCCAAGGCAGCCAUUACGGCUGACCUGGCUAGGAACCUAACUCCUCUAAUCAUAUCACUUGGCGUGGAUGCGCUAAUGAUGGGCGUUAUUGGAAACCAGUUCCUGCGGUAUUUGUUAAUCACAGAGCACGAGUCGGUCCAUAUCAAGCUCGUUAUUUACUUCGCCACAGCAGCAGCGGUUGCAACCACCUGCUUUACAUGGGCAAUGGAGGUGAACAUGUUCGCAUACAACUAUGGGCAGUACGCCCAAUUCACUUCUCAACACUGGUCAGCAUGGUAUGGCUUGCUCUGCUCCUUGACAAAGAUCCCUGUGCAGGCAUUUUACGGCGAGAGAGCUUGGAGAAUUAACAACCGGAGCGUGAUCAUCUCUGCAACCCUUCUCUUCACCUUAUCAUUGUCCGCCAUCGGAUCUAUCGGAUACACUGCCCUCGAUCACAGGUUGGAUUUUUCUGCUGAUAUCAGCUAUGCGGGAACGGUGUUCUUUUACCUCUGGCCCACCGCCUGUAUCGUUUCUGAUCUAAUCAACACCGGUGGUAUCCUGUGGGGUCUUUACAAGUCGCGAACAGGGUGGAUUGUCACCGACAAACUCAUCUACAAGCUUAUGAGGAUCGCCGUCGAAGCCCAGAUUCCUCCUACUAUCUUUGCUUCAAUCGUAUUGAUGGCGUGGUCUCGAGAAAUGGCUUCGAUCUCUACUCUCUUUAUGAUCAUGCUUCCCAAGGUCUAUCUCACGGGAGCCCUCAGCGUUCUCAACUCUCGUGAUACUAUACGCCAGAAUAACUCUACUUAUUACAGCAAUUCUGACUUCAACUCUGGCCAGAAGAGUAGCAGGCGUCAAGCAGAUACCGGCGUCACCGUCUCAACAGAUACAUAUGUCGAGAGUCACUUCUCGUACGAAGCUCCAAAAAUGGGCUUGAACCGAAUCCUCGCUAAAGAUCACCGACAUGAUUCUGUUGACGACUUGGAAGCUGGGAUGUCGUUAUCUGCGAUUCCCGUACAAAUGUCAAAAGAAGAACUGAUCGAUGAUGACAAAGGCCGGGUUCACAUCUAGUUAUGCGAGACGUGUUUGGAAUGGUCGAAUAAUAGAGGUUGUGGGCAAUUCUUUGUAGUGAAACCUGAUCUGGCAAUGGAAACUUUUUAUGUUGUUACUCUACU
Cryptococcus deneoformans JEC21 is the source of this 1821-nucleotide messenger RNA. Its product is annotated as expressed protein. The record is from RefSeq and is a predicted model, not a curated record. The transcript is spliced from 16 exons. NCBI's taxonomy places the organism in Eukaryota, Fungi, Basidiomycota, Tremellomycetes, Tremellales, Cryptococcaceae. Bases 650 to 1717 code for a protein of 355 amino acids.